Messenger RNA from Tetrapisispora phaffii CBS 4417, 2274 nucleotides. RefSeq names its product ubiquitin-protein ligase TUL1 (gene TUL1). The transcript has a single exon. NCBI's taxonomy places the organism in Eukaryota, Fungi, Ascomycota, Saccharomycetes, Saccharomycetales, Saccharomycetaceae. The coding region runs from base 1 to 2274 and encodes 757 amino acids. The record is from RefSeq and is a predicted model, not a curated record. Gene Ontology annotation, molecular function: zinc ion binding.
AUGGAGAUUGAUGUUAAUACUUUAGUUUUUAUAACAAUAAUAUUGUAUAUAUUCUAUUCCACGCCGAGUAAUGAGGGAAUUACAUCAGAGUAUGAAUAUAAUCAGCUAUCUCUAUUAAAAAAUCAAUUCAGCAUAGAGUAUAAUAAUUUUAUGAAUUUAACAUACGAUUCAAACUUUAAAAAUAUUACAGGUUUUAAAUUAAGUUAUGCAGAUGCAGCUAAUGAUCCAAAUACCACUGCAACUUAUCCCUUAGAUGGCAAAGACUACAAUUCCUGGUACGCUAAUGAGAAUUACAUGUUGUUGCCUGACAGUAUCAUAAAUAUAAUUAACGAUCAAGUUUGGUCUAGAUCCAAUUCAGAUUUAUCAAAUGUGUUCCCUGCGAAUAUUUCGACAACGAUGUACGGGUCAAUAAUUAAUGAUGCAAAUAGUACAGAACACUUAACUAAAAUCAAAAUGCCAAUACCCAAAUUCUACAACAAUGCAGAGCAUUUGGGAGAUAUAAAUCCACCUAUUGGCGAUGAUUAUGUUGAAGAUGAUGAAGAUGCUUAUUUUCAUAAGGAAAAUGUCACAUUUACUAAAGGUGAAGUAACAAUUAGCCUAACACAUGUGGAUAAGCUUUCUUCAAAGCCAAAAGGACGUGAUGAGAAAUAUUUUAAUACUCAAAGCGAUAAAUGGAAAUUUUUGGAAACAGUUAUAGUGUUCAAUGAUGCUAAUGAAAAUGAACAGCGAACUAUACGUGGAAAAGCAAUUUACGAUAUUCAAAGAGGAAGGAUAGUGUCUUUAACUCAAAGUGCUAAAUUUCAUUCGAUAUUUGCAUUUCCUCAUUAUAGUAGCAUGGCCAAGACGGAGAAAGAAAAUAUUUUUAAGGACGUUAAGCAACUUGUUUCUGAAUAUUGGGAGACUCUCGAUUUUGUCGAGACACUAAAGGCAACAGAUUUUGAAGAAUGGGGAACCAGCGGUGAAAGUCUUUGUGAAUAUAUGGUUUUCCUUCAGUUAGAACCAUGGAAUCAAUAUACAAAAGAGCAACUUAAAAUUAUUGAUCAUGAAUUGAAAUGGCCGACUGGAUUGCCUGCAAAUAUAUCUUCAAUCCCCCCCAUAAGAAUUGAAUCUGGGCUGAUUUAUUCUCCAGAUUGUGGUUUAAAGUUUCAUUUAGAUAAUGUAGAGGGGGUAAGGGAAGAAAUAAAAAUUUCAAGCGCUAGAACUCUACUUCUAUUUCUAUUUUUUUUGGAAGCUGUACAAUUAUAUUUGUUACUAAAGCAAAUGCAAUUUACUAACACCCCUUCAAGUAUUAACAGAGUUUCAUUCUAUACACUAGCGUUACUACAAUUGAUUGAUGCUACAUUAACGACCGUUAUUCUUAUACUUGCAAUAGCAGUACGUCCUAUAUUUAUUGCUAGUAUGUUAUGUUUACUUUUGUCCUUCUCACUAGCCUAUGUUUUUGGAAUUCGUUACUUAGUUACAGUGACUUCGUCGCAGGUUAAUGAACAAAAUGUUGGAAUUAUGACCUUACUAAGGCGUGUGAUAAGAGAAGAAAAUGAAGAGAGAACAGUAAUUACUGAAGAUCUAUCAACUAUAAGCAGUGGCCUUCUAGGUAAGAUUUAUUUUUCACUUCUUGCAUUUAUGAUGUUCCUUAUUAUUGCAAGUUCAUGGCCAAAAAAUAUAAGAAAAAUAGUGGAAUAUGUUAUCCUUUUUAUUACUAAUUCAUAUUGGGUUCCACAAAUAUUCAGAAAUACAAUAAAGGGAAUAUCCCCUCUAUCUGCAAGAUCAAAUCAAAAUAUAUCAAUGCAGAGACAGAAUGGAAUUCCAUUAUUAUGGAAAUAUAUUGUUGGGACAUCUGUGAUUAGAUUACUUCCUAUUUAUUAUUUUUUUGCAAACCCUUCAAAUAUUUUAAGACACCAUACGGACCUUAAAUUUGUUACCAUUUUAACACUGUGGCUAUCAAUUCAAAUCUUAUUGCUAUAUUCCCAGGAUUACUUUGGUUCACGCUGGUUUUUACCAAAACAUGCUAUUCCUGAUGGGUACUCAUAUCAUAAACCUGUUUUAUCUCAAGAGUUACUUGAACAUGGUGCAUCAGAAAAUCAUACAGUAGACUGUGCUAUUUGUAUGUCUGAAGUGCCUGUAUAUGUAAAGGAUAUUCCGGAAACCCAUGCUGUAGAUCAACAAUCUUAUAUGGUAACCCCAUGUAAUCAUAUCUUCCACACUGCAUGCUUAGAGAAUUGGAUGGGCUAUAAACUUCAAUGUCCUGUUUGCAGAGCACCAUUACCACCACUCUAA